AUGUCAAAACCAACAACAAUUGCGUUGACAGCAUCACCAAGUGGUGAACCUCACGAAAGGUUUAAUAAUAUUGUUGCAUGUUCUCCAUUUUCACCUCCAACUAAUGAUUCAAUUUUCUUACAACAACCAUUUUCUGAUACACAAUCAUAUUCGAAACAUGGACAAGACUUGGAAACUUCUCCGAAUCCAAUAAGUAUACAACUGCCAUCAAUUCCUCCACUUCAAAUUCACCAUCAACAACAAUUGGAUCAAAAUUCCCACGAUCAUCACAUUGAUAUUGCAAAUUAUUAUUCGAAUGAACCAUCCAAAUCAUCAGUUUCAGGUGUUUCCUUUUCAGAUAGUAAUCAUCUAGUCAUGAUGAUGGAGGAGGGAAAGGAAAAUCCAUCCUCCAUGAUGAAUCAAACCACCUACUACAAGACAGAGAAUGUCAAGGAAAAGACUUGUCAUUGGUUUCUUUACAUUUAUUACAUUGCAUACGUGUGCAAUUUUGGUGGCAAUGGCUCUCUUCUUGGGAGUUUAUAUUUCUGA
Naegleria gruberi is the source of this 528-nucleotide messenger RNA. RefSeq lists its product as uncharacterized. The record is from RefSeq and is a predicted model, not a curated record. The transcript has a single exon. The coding region runs from base 1 to 528 and encodes 175 amino acids. NCBI's taxonomy places the organism in Eukaryota, Heterolobosea, Eutetramitea, Acrasida, Naegleriidae.